This is a messenger RNA of Fonsecaea multimorphosa CBS 102226, 1587 nucleotides long. RefSeq lists its product as uncharacterized. The transcript has 2 exons. Lineage: Eukaryota; Fungi; Ascomycota; Eurotiomycetes; Chaetothyriales; Herpotrichiellaceae. Bases 1 to 1587 code for a protein of 528 amino acids. Gene Ontology annotation, biological process: mitotic spindle organization. The record is from RefSeq and is a predicted model, not a curated record. Gene Ontology annotation, cellular component: cytoplasm; dynactin complex.
AUGGCUGUCAGCAAGAAGUAUGCUGGUUUGCCAGAUCUGGACGCUGCGCCCGAGGUAUAUGAAACGCCAGAACUAGCAGACGACGUCUCCACGGUACCGACAGGAACAGUGCGCACAAUUUCCCCCUCUCCUUCCGAUGAUGACGAAGCCCGCCCUGGUCUCGAUCGUCAACCACUCGACCGUGACGGUGCACGGCGGAGGUUUGAACCCUCCGUAGUCGACGCCCGGGAUGUCGACUUUUCAGACUCGGUCGGCGGCACCAGACGCGCAUAUCGGACGUGCAGUUCUCGACGGAGAAGACGAUGGCUUCAAGGGAGCGGGAUCGAUGAAGGAGGUGGCGAUCCGAGUGACAGCGAGGAGGAGACGCUGGCCACAAAAUUGGCGCGAUUGAGGAGAGAGGCCGAGGAAGUCAGGUUGGAGCUGGAGAGGAGGGAGAGAGAAAAAGAGCAAGAGAAGGACGAGGAUGGGGAGUUCAAGGACAGUCUGGAGGAACAGCAGCAACACAACCAAGGAGCUGGUGGAGCGGGUGGCGAGGACGAAGACAUGGACGUGGAUGGUGUGCGGGAACUCAGUCGAGUAUUGGAUGGUUUGAGCAUGAAGGCCAAAUUGAAGGCCGGCACCUCCGCGGAGGACGAAUUCAUGUCGAGAUUAAACUCGAGUUCACUCCGACAAGGCCGGCGGCAUCAGCAGCGAGAAAUCGGGGCGGUCUCGUCGAAAGAAGAAGCAGCACAAGCCGCGCCGGCCACUCUCUCUGCCGUGGCAGCCUUCUCCGAUCGUCUCACCGCCCUGGAAUCCGCCCUGGGCGUCUCCUCUACAAGUGCAGCUUCUCAGACGGGAGCCAUCCUGCCUACUCUGGCAAGCUUAUCCACACAGGUCACCACGUUAUCCGCCACCCUCGCACCACAAUCAAUCGGUGCAUCAGGAGAGACUCUCCCAUCCACGUCUGCGUCACAGACCAACACCGCGCUCCUGGAGACGAUUUCUGCCAAACUCAAGACUCUGAUCGCCGAGUCCGACCGACUGGCCGCAUCCCGCAAACAAGCUCUCGCCUCGCUCGCCGACCUGCACGACAAGCGGAUGCAACAACUCGUCUCCGCGACGGUGCAUUCAAACACCACCCGCCCGCGCCUUCGAGGACUGUCGACCACAAGCAGUUCCGCUGCCGCCAUCAAUGCGCACGCCAACGACAACAAGCAGGGAGAGCUCACUGACGUCGGUCCGGGCGAGGAAUCUCUCCAGAUCCAGAGCCGGCUGUUCUUGGACGAGCAAUCGGCCAAGAUCACGGCCCUGUACAACGUCCUCCCCACGAUCCAAAACCUGCAACCCUUAUUACCUGUCGUGCUGGAGCGGCUCAGGACAUUGAGCGUGAUCCACGACGGCGCGGCACAGGCGAAAGGACUCGUUGACGAGUUGGAAAGCAGGCAGGGGGAGACGAGGGAGGAGAUUGCACGGUGGAGGGAGGCGGUCGAGACGGUGGAGAAGGGCAUGGAAGAGCUGGAGGGGGUGAUGAAGGAGAAUGUCGAGGUGAUAGGUGGUAGAGUUGGCGAGAUGGAGGGCCGGAUUGGAAGGUUGGAGGGUGCCAGGUGA